CUCUGAUAUACUGACACUGAAACAUUAAAAGUAAAUUUGAGAAACAAUGUGUCUCCUGAAGCUGCCAGUAGUUCUCAUCAUACUCUCGGUUGCAUUAAACCAUCUGAAGGCUACUCCCAUUAAAAGUCACCAGAUGGAAAAGCGGAAAUGCAACACUGCCACGUGUGCGACUCAACGCCUGGCAAAUUUCUUGGUUCGUACUAGCAAUAAUCUUGGUGCCAUUCUCUCGCCUACCAAUGUGGGAUCCAAUACAUAUGGCAAGAGAAACACAAUUGAGAUUUUAAACAGGGGACCAUUGAAUUACUUACCACUUUAGAAGGUCAACGCACCCCUAUCAUUCUUACUUUCAUGUAUAAAAAUAUUCUAGUGAUUUCCUGUGUAAGUUAACAUUAGCAUGAACAUAAGUUUUUAUGUACUAUGUUUGUUAGCACUACAUAUAAAUUGUUAUGGUAAGAAUUGUUUUAACUUUAAUGCUAAUUAAGACCCCAUCAUAAAAAGUCAAUGUCUUUAAAAAUGAAAUGUUCUUGCUAUAGAUAUUUAUUUUGAAAACAUAUUAAAAAGUCAUUCUUUUGCCUAUAUCUUUAUGAUCUGAGUUUGAGAACAAAAGAGAAAAUAGUAUUUGGAAACUUGGUAAAUUGUAAACAACGGAGAGUGAAGUUAAGCACAUUAAAA
Molecule: messenger RNA, 672 nt
Organism: Canis lupus familiaris (dog)
Lineage: Eukaryota; Metazoa; Chordata; Mammalia; Carnivora; Canidae
Gene: IAPP
Product: islet amyloid polypeptide
Cellular component (GO): extracellular region
Molecular function (GO): hormone activity
Source: RefSeq, marked provisional